UUACUUUCAAUGGCGGAACCACCUCGUCCAUCAAAGCGCCCUAAAAUCACCAGGGGGGAGGAUGAUUAUAUGCCUGGAAACAUUAUAGAGAUAGAACUUCAUAAUUUCAUGACAUUUGAUUACCUAAAAUGUAAACCUGGACCUCGGUUGAAUCUUGUAAUUGGUCCCAAUGGUUCUGGAAAGAGUUCUCUUGUAUGUGCAAUUGCUCUUGGCCUAUGCGGCGAGCCCCAGUUGCUUGGGCGAGCCACGUGUGUUGCAGAAUUUGUGAAGGAGGGAAAAGAGUCCGGCCACAUUAAGAUUACCUUAAGAGGGGAGCAUAUAGGGGAUCACAUUACAAUUAUGCGUAAAAUCAAUAUCAGCCGCAAGUCCGAAUGGUUUUUAAACGGAAAUAUUGUGUCCAAAAAGGACGUGGCUGAAACCAUUCAGAGGUUUAACAUCCAAGUAAAUAAUUUGACUCAAUUUUUACCGCAAGACAGGGUCUGUGAGUUUGCAAAGUUAACUCCCGUGCAACUUCUGGAAGAGACCGAAAAGGCUGUUGGUGAUACGCAGCUUCCUGAGCAACAUCGUGCACUGAUUGAUAAAAGUCGUGCAUUGAAGCAUGUUGAACUAUCUCUUGAGAAAAAUGAAGGAACUUUGAAUCAGUUGAAGGAACGUAAUGCUGAGUUAGAGAAGGAUGUUGAACGUGUUCGUCAAAGAGAUGAACUUCGUGCCAAGGCAAAAUUAAUGGAAAAGAAAUUGCCAUGGUUGAAGUAUGAUAUGAAGCAGGCCGAAUAUCGUGAAGCUAAGGAGCGUGAGAAGACUGCCGCAAAGGAAUCUGAGAAGGCUAACAAAUUAUUAAAUGAACUUAAAGAACCUAUCAAGAAACAAAAUGAUGAGAAAGAUGCAUUAGCUGAAAAAUGGAGAAAGGUUAGCGACCGACUAAUUGAGAAUGCAGAUAAGAGAAAGGGACUAUUGGAGAAAGAGAGCCAAUUGGAAGUGGAAUUACAAGGAAAUUACAAAGAGAUGGAUGAGUUGAGAAGGCACGAAGAAACUCGGCAGCAGAAACUUAGAAAAGCUAGGGAUGAACUUUCUGCUGCUGAACUUGAACUUGAGAGUCUAAACCAUUAUGUACCUCCCACGGAUGAGAUUAAUAGACUGAUAGAUGAAAUUGUGGAGUCGGAAAGUUCUGCUAAUCAAGUGGGAGAAAAUAAGUCACUAUCAGAAAAACUAAUUAAACGAAAAAACUUCUCCUUGAAGAAUUGUAAAGACAGGUUGAAGGAAAUGAGUAAAAAAAGUUACAAGUGUUUACUUGCAUUGAAAAAUUCUGGGGUUAAAGAAAUAUUUGAAGCUGAAAAAUGGGUCCAAGAGCAUCGUCAUGAAUUCCACAAGGAGGUUUAUGGCCCAGUUUUAGUUGAGGUAAAUGUCCCAGAUCAGUCUCAUGCUAAAUAUCUAGAGGGUCAACUUGCUUGGUACACUUGGAAGUCUUUUAUAACACAGGAUCCUCGUGAUCGAGACUUUUUGGUGAACAACCUACAACAUUAUGAUGUGCCGGUUUUAAAUUAUACUGGUCGUGAUAGCCAACAAAGAGAGCCUUCUGAAAUUUCUCCUGAAAUGCGUGCUAUUGGUAUUCAUUUCCGUUUGGACCAAAUUUUUGAUGCUCCUGAUGCUGUCAAGGAGGUGUUGAUUAGCCAAUCUAAACUUGAUCAUUCGUUUAUUGGAUCAGAAGAAACUGAUCAGAAAGCCGUUGAGGUCCCAAACUUGGGAAUUUCUAGUUUAUGGACACCUGAGAAUCACUAUUACUGGUCGAAGUCUAGAUAUGGAAAUCAUGUCUCAGCGAUUGUUGAGCAAUUGCAACGCCCGAAACUUCUAGUGAAUAAUUUAAAUGUGAGGGACAUUGAGAAUCUGAGCCAGGAAAGGGAGCUGCAAGAACAAAUUGCUCACCUGGAGGAAAAUAUCAAAAGGUUUCAAGAUGAGGAGAAAAGAUUAAGGAAUCAGGCUGCUAAUCUUCGUAAACAGAAGGAGGACCUUAGUACGAGAGCACUGAAUGAGCAAGAAAAACAACAGGCAAUAAUUAGGCGUAUUGAACAAAAGAAAGUGAUACUGAAAUCGAUGGAAGAGCAGGAUGAUUUAGAUACCGGGUUAGCAAAGCUUGCUGAUCAGGCAACGAAAUGUAACAUUUUGCGAUUCCAUAAUGCAAUUAAAGUUAAGGAUCUUCUUGUUGAAGCUGCGCGUUACGGACGAAGUUAUGUUGUACAGGGAAUGGCUUUCAUUGAAUUUGCUGCAAAGAUUGGAGACAUGGAGGCCAAUCUGAAGCAGCAUGAAAAUUUUGCCCGUCAAGCAUCAGAGCACUUUAAUAAAUCUAAGAAAGAAGCUGAAGAAUGUAAACAGAAGCUUACAGAUUUAUUAAACAAUGCUAAAUCAAUUGCCCCUCUUACACCUGACCUACAGAAGGAAUUUCUCGAGAUGCCUACUACAAUUGAGGAGUUGGAAGCAGCUAUCCAAGAUACAACAUCUCAAGCUAAUUCAAUGCUUUUUAUGAAUCCUCACAUAUUGCAACAAUAUGAGGAUCGUCAAAGACAGAUAGAAGAUCUUGCAAAAAAACUUGACAUGGACAAGAAGGAAGCUACAAAGUGUCGUUCUGAAUUGGAAACCAUUAAGGAAAAGUGGCUUCCAACUCUCAGAAAUCUUGUGGCUCAGAUAAAUGAAACUUUUAGUCGAAAUUUUCAACAGAUGGCUGUUGCCGGAGAAGUUUCACUAGAUGAGCAUGAUAUGAACUAUGAUCAAUUUGGAAUACUUAUAAAAGUCAAAUUCAGAGAAAAUGGACAGCUUAAAGUUCUCAGUGCCCAUCAUCAAUCUGGAGGGGAGCGAUCAGUUUCAACAAUUGUUUAUCUUGUUUCCCUUCAAGAUCUUACAAACUGCCCAUUUCGAGUUGUUGAUGAGAUUAACCAAGGCAUGGACCCAAUAAAUGAAAGGAAGAUGUUUCAGCAACUAGUGAGAGCAGCAAGCAAGCCAAAUACACCACAGUGUUUCUUACUUACACCAAAGCUGUUACCAGAUCUGCAAUAUAGUGAGGCAUGCAGUAUAUUGAAUGUAAUGAAUGGCCCUUGGAUUGAGCAACCCUCAAAGGCCUGCGCUAGUGGUGAUCGAUGGAGUAUUAUCACUGGACAUGUUGGAGAGAUUUCAUGUUAAAGUAAAAAAACAGUAUGGAGUUGCAGCGAUGCAGAGCAGUAGCGCUUAUUUAGCAUUUUGUAUAGUUUUUUGGAGAAAGUUUUAGCCUGCAAUCGGGUGAACUUGCUUUUGUUUCAUUGAUUGGAUUUGAACGUGUACCUAUAAGAAUGUAAAAAUAUCUUUCCUAUUUGUUUUUGCUAUUAUGAGGAUUAAAACCGUUGUUCCUACUAUUGCUUGUACAAGGGGUUCUUUUUCUUCGUCAAGAUAUAACGGUAAGGUUUGUAAUUGUAACAUAUAAUGUAUUAAUUAUAUAUGCGAUAAGGUGGUUGAAGGAUUU
Messenger RNA from Medicago truncatula (barrel medic), 3484 nucleotides. Its product is annotated as structural maintenance of chromosomes protein 5. Lineage: Eukaryota; Viridiplantae; Streptophyta; Magnoliopsida; Fabales; Fabaceae. Gene Ontology annotation, biological process: double-strand break repair via homologous recombination. The record is from RefSeq and is a predicted model, not a curated record. Bases 10 to 3168 code for a protein of 1052 amino acids. The transcript has 30 exons. Gene Ontology annotation, cellular component: nucleus; Smc5-Smc6 complex. Gene Ontology annotation, molecular function: single-stranded DNA binding.